UUCACGGAGCUGUGUCGUCAAUGAGGGGUUCUUUGCCGGAGCGCUCUCGAGCGAAUCGAUAUAGGGGCAUAGUCGAUCGGCCGCUUGAUUCAAGAGCAAUCGAAAAGGGGACAACUCGAUAUCUUCUAUCGAUUUUGGCGUUUGGAUCACCGACUCGAGCGGCGAGGGGCAGUCGUAACAAGGAGGCGUGUUCAUUGUGUCGUCAAGCGGGUUCAUCGUCUGGUAAGCAAGCAUGCUGCUGCCUUUUUAUGUGCGGAAAGUGCUCCGCACUAAAGAAAAUAUCAAUUUGUUCCUGGCCGACCCACCCGACAUAAUCAUCCGCACGCCGCAUAAUAAAAUAAUGGACCCCCCCCCCACCUCCCAGAUCUAUUCCCGUUUUACCAACGCACCCCAUGCCACCCCCCGCACCAUGCCCCAUCUCGUGAUUGUCCCGCUGUCGAUUGUCUCGCACACGAGGAGCACGCUGGGAUUGGCGCUGAACCUGCUCAACAUCCACCCGACACUUCGUGUGACGUGGUGUACCACCACGUACGGCCUCCCAUGUCUCCUCCGGGAGCUCGCGCGGCAUCCACCGCCAGAUCACCGAUGGAACGUGGUGGAGAUGAAGGACACGUUGGAGCAGUCAGAGGGAUCCUAUGCGGACAGUGAUGUGGUGAAGAGAGAGUUUCCAGCGGUGCUGGCGAGGCUGGAUGCUACUGCCGUGCUCAUCGAUAUGUUCAGGCCCGUCGCAGAUGCUGUUCGCCGAGUCAAACCAGGCAUCCCUCUCCUCGGUAUCAUGCCUAGCCUCGCUUUCACCGCGUUCUGGUUCAUCGGACGAGACGAGGACGGAGCGGUGAUGGAGAAGAUCAUGGAGAGGUAUGAAGGGUACAGGGCGACGAUGGAUCACGACGUCGCAGCGAUGAAGGCGUUUCGACAUAUCAAGGGCAAGCUGUUGGAUCUGCCAGAAUUGCCCCCGCUGUACGAUUAUGAGCUCAGCCCUCAAUGUGGAUCCCGCGCCGCUCCACCCUCCCCUCAUGCGCUGCAAGCGGCGUUCGACACAUCCCGACAGGUGGACGCGAUGCUGUGGCUGAGCACCCCGGAACUCGAGGAGGACACGUUGGCGCUGUUGUCGCGGAAACUGGAGAAACCAAUGAUCGGCAUAGGGUGUCAAUCCGUCCACACACCCCAGCCCGUCGUCGCCAGCGCUGCGUUGGAGCAUCUCGACAAGGUGCUCACGACCCAUGGGCCCGGUAGCGCAGUUUACAUUAGUUUCGGCUCAUUGUUCUGGCCCCGUGAUCGUCCAGACAUUCUCGACACGAUCAUCGACACCUUGUCCCUGCGUCAAACGCCUUUCGUCAUUGCCUCGCCCGUUCCUCUCGCCACCGGUCCGCUCGGCUGUGCUGUCCAGUGGGCCCCUCAAGCCGAGAUCCUCGAGCACGGCGCGGUCGGCACGUUCAUCACUCACUGCGGCAUGGGAGCCAUGAUGGAGACGAUCAUGGCCGAGGUUCCGAUCAUUGCGCUGCCGUUUGGCUCGGAGCAGCCUCAGCUCGCAGCGUAUUACACCUCGACCCACCGCAUCGGCAUCCACCUGCAUCACUUUGCCAGUCUCGAGGGUCUACCCCUCGGCAAUGGCCUCCGAGUCGACAACACGCUCAUGCGGCGCGAGCUGGAAGAUGCGCUCGACCUGAUCAUAUCCGACCGACCUGCACUCCAAGUCUCCAUCACCAAGCUCAAACACACCAUGGUGGAGAGCUCUCAUCACGGUGCGGCGUUCCAAGCCAUGCAGAACCUGUCUACCUACUUUUAGAUAUGUAUCAUGAUGGCCCUGCUCCUGCUCUCCCGUGUCAUUUUGGCUGCCUUUGCACAUUCCACCCGUUUGAACGUGAGAUACGUCUCGAAUGCCGAGCCGAGAAUCCGUCGCAUCGUUUCGUUUCUCUCCAACAGGUCCAACGCCGAGGCCUGACCCAUCGGCAACGUCCCAUGAUCCUGUCCCAAGCUGCUCCUCCUCCUACCACCACCAACACCCCGUACACCCUCCAUUCCCGUACCUA
Molecule: messenger RNA, 2030 nt
Organism: Kockovaella imperatae
Lineage: Eukaryota; Fungi; Basidiomycota; Tremellomycetes; Tremellales; Cuniculitremaceae
Exons: 8
Coding region: 233-1786 (517 amino acids)
Molecular function (GO): UDP-glycosyltransferase activity
Source: RefSeq, a predicted model, not a curated record